This is a messenger RNA of Peniophora sp. CBMAI 1063, 627 nucleotides long. Lineage: Eukaryota; Fungi; Basidiomycota; Agaricomycetes; Russulales; Peniophoraceae. The record is from the annotation of a GenBank genome assembly.
AUGUUCUUCGCCUAUCAUGAACUCUGCAUCGACACAAGCGACACGCUCUGGAUAACGCAGCCCAACCACACAUUAGCGUUGUACUGCAUUGCUGACAUGCUUGCCAUUUAUCCCUCCCACGUCAUACCGUCCCGCCUAUUCAUACCGUAUGGCCCCGGCACCAUACGAAGAGACCUCGCACUCCAGAGAACGGACAUGCUUCCGAUAUUUUUCCGGAGAACAGACGGCGGCGUUGGCAUCACGAUUCACAAUGCUGAUAUCAGCGUCAACGCUCUCUUAGAUGACCCGACCCGUAUCACGGCAACCUCUCUCAAGGUCUUCCUGCACCUCAUCAACUACUCCCCAAUCGAGCGACAGAUCCAACUUCGAACUAGUUCAACUUCACCGCAAAGUAUCUCAGUCCAAAGACUUGCACGCCUGGUUGCAUCUAAAGUCUGCUGUUUCUGGAGGACAGCUGAGGCUGAGAACAACACUAUCACGGACUGGAAUGACCCACGCUGGAUGGUGGGCCCAGGCGCGGGACGCAUGAAUGUCGGCGACAUCAUUCUUCUCGGUAUUGCCUUCGUAUCUCCAGGCAAGGUGACCCCGCUACUUCAGGUCCGACCGGACUUUGUAUUCAUGCAGUAG